CAAUGCGAUUAUGGCACCCAAUCAGAAUCAAGAACUCUCAGAUCCUGCGUCAGUUACACACCCACCUUACUUUUGGUCAACCUUCUAGCGGGAGUUGUGUCGUUGCACUCUUGGACGCGUUCUCUGUGUGUGUGGUUAACGCUGAAAAUUAAGAGCCACCAUGUCUGACAGGAAGGCAGUGAUCAAAAAUGCGGACAUGUCCGAGGAUAUGCAGCAGGACGCUGUGGAGUGCGCCACCCAGGCCCUGGAGAAAUACAACAUCGAGAAAGACAUUGCUGCCUACAUCAAAAAGGAGUUUGACAAGAAGUACAACCCCACCUGGCAUUGCAUUGUGGGAAGAAACUUCGGCAGCUAUGUCACCCAUGAGACCAAGCAUUUCAUCUACUUCUACCUGGGGCAGGUGGCCAUUCUCCUCUUCAAGUCGGGCUGAAGCGCCAACCUCACCCACUACCCCCUACUGACCAUUAAACACAGACUGACUUUGCAGAGAGGCUCCUAAUUCCUGACCUGGGGACCGACUGUUUCUGGGCUGCUUCUUAUGUUGUUUUUGUUUUGGGGGGGGGAAAGAGAGAAAAAAAAUAGCUAUUUGAAUUAAGAAUGGCAAACAGAGAAUGAAACACUUGUAUUUAUUUUUGUUUUCUACACAGUUGAAAAUGUUUUAAUGUCACUUGGUUUAUUUUUUCUUCUUUCCUUUUUUUUUUUAAAUUAAAGCGGAAUGGUCUGGCUAUCCCGUUGAAAUGGCAA
This is a messenger RNA of Alosa sapidissima (American shad), 744 nucleotides long. It is a transcript of the gene dynll1, whose product is annotated as dynein, light chain, LC8-type 1. The transcript is spliced from 3 exons. NCBI's taxonomy places the organism in Eukaryota, Metazoa, Chordata, Actinopteri, Clupeiformes, Clupeidae. Gene Ontology annotation, biological process: microtubule-based process; cilium assembly. Gene Ontology annotation, cellular component: cytoplasmic dynein complex. The record is from RefSeq and is a predicted model, not a curated record. The coding region runs from base 161 to 430 and encodes 89 amino acids. Gene Ontology annotation, molecular function: dynein light intermediate chain binding; dynein intermediate chain binding.